AUGGCAAUUCUUUAUACGCAGAUAAUAAAGCUUCCAGACUAUAGGAUUCUUUCAGGAGAGUAUUCGCCUCAGAGCAACUCCCUUAGACCGGGAAACGACAUAGUCAAAGAGUUGAGAAACACCAUUAAGUCGAUCCCAGGUAGUGGGACUUCGUCUUUUUACACAUUCAACUCUUUGGACACAAGAUUUGUCUUCUACUUCAAGGUCCAUACUGGGAUUGUUUUUGCAGUGAUAAGCGACAGGUACACCUCUUCAAAACUGGCAUCCGAGUAUAUGGAUCUGGUUGUGGAAGGCUUUGCGAAGAUAUAUGUGGAUAACCCAAAGACAACAUACUACACUUUUGACCCCACAAUCAAAGCCAUGUCUGACAGGUUCAACAGAGACUCAAACUAUGCCCAGGGAAUGGCAGUUGUUGAGGAAACUAAGGGACUUCUGGCGGAAUCUCUCAACAUGAUAAUUAAGAGAGACGAGAACAUAAACAACUUGAAAGGUCUUGCAAGCAGGAUGACUGUCGAGGCACAGAUGAUGCAGAAGAACAUUCAGAGGAUGCAUCUAAAGAGUAUGUUGAACGACUACUGGAUCUAUGUAGUGUUUGCAGUUCUGAUUAUUCUCUUUGUGUACUAUAUAGCCCAUUAA
Encephalitozoon intestinalis ATCC 50506 is the source of this 636-nucleotide messenger RNA. RefSeq names its product synaptobrevin-like protein. The transcript has a single exon. The record is from RefSeq and is a predicted model, not a curated record. NCBI's taxonomy places the organism in Eukaryota, Fungi, Microsporidia, Unikaryonidae. Bases 1 to 636 code for a protein of 211 amino acids.